Molecule: messenger RNA, 4358 nt
Organism: Purpureocillium takamizusanense
Lineage: Eukaryota; Fungi; Ascomycota; Sordariomycetes; Hypocreales; Ophiocordycipitaceae
Gene: CLU1
Product: Intracellular distribution of mitochondria
Exons: 4
Coding region: 176-3946 (1256 amino acids)
Biological process (GO): intracellular distribution of mitochondria
Cellular component (GO): cytoplasm
Molecular function (GO): mRNA binding; protein binding
Source: RefSeq, a predicted model, not a curated record
CCGUUCUCUUCCCCGUUCUGCCUCUUGUCAAGCCAAUUCCCCAGUUGUUGCGCCUCUCUUCAAACCUUUGCCGGAGGGCGCUCAUGACCGGUGGCCUUCCCCUCCCCCUCAACCCCGUUGUGUUCUAAUUGUACCUCUUGUUCCCAUCAGCCGUCCCUUUGUAUAACAGAACGUCAUGGCUGCCGAAGCACAGUCUCAGACGCCGGUGCCUGCCGCUGCGGCUCCAGGCGACGCCUCCAAUGAGCCUAAUGAUGCCGUCGCAGCUCCAGCGGAAGCGGAGGCGGAGGUCGAGGCCGAUGUUGGUGCCGACUCGUUAAUAAACCUCACUAUUGUCCUGCCAGACCCCGAGGCACAAAAAAUGCAAAUCAUGGUGUCUACGCAAGAACAGGUUCACGAAAUCCGCCAGUCCAUCAUCGAUAUGCCGUCCGCUUUUCGCUACACGUGCUUUCACCUCGAGCAUAACGGCCAAAAGGUCAACGACUUCAUCCCCCUUGCGGAGGUCCCCGAUCUCGAGCCGGAACCCGUCUUCCACCUCGUCCAAGACCCGUAUACGGAGAAGGAGGCCCGCAUCCACCUCGUUCGAAUCCGAGAACUGAUAGGGGCCGCGGGCGAUAGGACAGAUAUAUCGCAGGGCGUACUGCCUGGUCUGUCGCUCUUCGAGGGGCUUUCCCUCAACUCGCAGGUGGCAGCCACGGGAGACAGUGCCGACGAGCUCCCUGUCAAGGACUAUGACUUCCAGGCAAUUCCUUCACUCACCACACUCAUUCCCGAGCCUGUCAGCCCUCCUCCCAAGACAGUCAAGGGCGUUGCACUUUCGUCUUGGAACCCUCCACCGUGCCAUCUCAAGCAGCGCGGCCACCUCCUCUACCUGAUUGUUACGACGAACGAAGGAGAGCAGUUUCAGGUGACGGCUCAUGUGUCAGGCUUUUACGUCAACAAGUCGUCGAACGCAAAGUUCGACCCUUUCCCGAGGCCUGCCCCCAAGGGCCAGUCAGCCCACUCACUUUUGGAGCUCAUUGGCCUCCUGUCGCCUUCUUUCAGCGAGACUUUUGUCCAGCUCCAAGAGUACAACAACCAGCGAGACCCCCUGGCUACUUUCCAGAUUACAAACGCGAUCCCUGCAGCGCCCUGGGCUGUUCCUCCCCCGAGCUCCGCUCUCUGUGCCCAUGUUCCUGACGCCACACGCCCCCAGGAGACAUAUCUUCUCUCUGGAGUUGAAAACACAGACACUCUGCGUGACUGGAACGAGGAGUUCCAAUCUGCCAAGGAGCUCCCGAAGGAAACCGUGCAGGACCGCGUUUUUCGUGAGCGCCUGGUCUCGAAGCUGUUUGCUGACUACAAUGAUGCUGCCACUAAAGGUGCCGUCAUGGUCGCCCGCGGCGAGAUUGCGCCCCUGAACCCUACGGAAUGCCGGGAUGCCCAAAUUUUCGUGUACAACAACAUCUUCUUCUCGUUUGGCGCCGAUGGCGUGGGUACCUUCACAUCCGAGGGCGGCGACGAGGCUGCCCGUGUUGCCACGGGUAAGGAUGUGGCCGGCGUGAGACUGGUCAACCAGCUCGACAUUGAUGGCCUUUUCACGCCUGCCACGGUAGUCGUUGACUAUCUCGGAAAGCGCAUCGUCGGUCAGAGCAUUGUUCCGGGGAUCUUCAAGCAGCGGGAGCCGGGCGAAAAUCAGAUCGACUACGGCGCUGUUGACGGCAAAGAAGUCGUUGCCGCCGAUGACAGGUUCACGGCCGCCUUUGCGCAGCUUUCUAAGGCGCUCAAGGUCAAAAACCACCCUGUCUGGGACAAGGAUGGAAAGAGAUUUGACCUGGAGGCUAGUGUCGAGACCAAGGGUCUCAUGGGAACCGAUGGUCGCAAAUACGUCCUGGACCUGUACAGGAUCACUCCCUUCGAUGUCAGCUGGCUGGAUGAGACAAAAUCGAAGACCAGCGAGCAGGCAAUUAAGGAGUACCCACACCGGAUGACUGUACUUCGCCCGGAAUUAGUCGAGUCGUUUGCACGAUUCAGAAUGAAGCAGUGGGUGGACAAGGAGCUGGCUCGCCGCGGACAGGCCAAACAGGAGCAGUCCGCUGAAGGAAGCACCGAAGAGAAGAGCGCCGACAAGGAGCCCGAAAACUCGGCGAAGAACCAGCUGGAUCUGUCCGACUUCAAGUUUGCCCUCAACCCCGAUGCUUUCAGCGGCCAGGUUCCUCAGACCGAUGAGGAAAAAGGUGAGCUCGAGAAGGACGAGAAGGAGGUCCGCGAGGCUUGCGACUACCUUCGAGACAAUGUCAUCCCAGAGCUCAUUCGCGAGCUUUCUGAUUCUGACAUCAGCUUCCCCAUGGACGGGCAGUCUCUCAGCCGGCUGCUUCACAAGCGGGGUAUCAACAUCAGAUAUCUUGGCAAGGUGGCAACCCUCGCUACGGAUGUCCGCGUACGAUGCCUACGCGACAUUUGCAUUCAGGACAUGGUCUCCCGCACAUUCAAGCACGUGGCUGCAGUCUAUCUUCGCGCUCUACCCGUCCCUUUCACGCCGGCUUGCGUGUCUCAUCUGUUGAACUGCCUUCUUGGCCAGAAGUUCAAUCCCAAGCCUAUCGCAGAGGUUGAGUCGUCACUCCGAGAGCUCUAUCCUGAGGCGGACCUUAGCUUCGAGCACGUUACGCCACAGACCCUUAGGGCGAGCAUUGAGGAGCAAGUCCUUCAACGUUUCAGGUACAAGCUGAACGUGGACUGGGUCCAGGACAUUCGCAGCACGCAGCUGCUCCGUGAGGUUUGCCUGAGGCUUGGCCUCCAAGUCCAGGCCAAAGACUAUAUCUUUGACAGCGCUCAGCAGUCUGAACCCCAAGCUGAGACAGAAGUUCCUCAAUCUCAGACGAAUGGACAGGUCAAUGGCGAGUCCAAAAAGAAAAAGAAGAAGGCUCGCGAUGGCUCGCCCGCUUCUACUGCAUCCACAACAGCAAACACCACGUUCACGCCGGACGAUGUCAUCGAUGUCGUGCCUCUGAUCAAGCACUCCUGUCCCAGAAGCGCUCUCGCUGAAGAGGCUCUCGAAGCUGGUCGCCUCUCCAUAAUUCAGAACCAGAAAAAGCUCGGCCAAGAGCUAUUGCUGGAGUCCUUGUCGCUCCAUGAGCAGAUCUACGGAAUUUUGCACCCAGAGGUGGCCAAGGUGUACAACAGCCUGUCCAUGCUGUACUAUCAGCUUGAGGACAAAGAGGCGGCCGUCGAGCUGGCGAGGAAGGCCAUUGUCGUUGCGGAGCGGACUGUCGGCGUCGAUUCGGCUGAGACGCUGCUCAACUACUUGAACCUGAGCCUGUUUCUCCAUCAGGUCGGAGACAGCAAAGGAGCCCUCGCAGCAUCGAAGCAUGCCCUGAUGUUGUGGAAGAUCAUUUACGGCCCGGGCCACCCUGAUUCAAUCACGACCAUCAACAACGCCGCCGUUAUGCUACAGCAUUUGAAGGCCUACCAUGAGUCAAGGCUUUGGUUCGAGGAGUCGCUCCGCGUUUGCGAAUCUGUCUUCGGAAAGCAGUCAGUGAAUUCAGCCACUCUCUUAUUCCAGCUGGCACAGGCUCUGGCGCUGGACCACGACUCCAAGGCGGCUGUGAACCGCAUGCGCGAAUCAUACAAUAUCUUCCUCAACGAGCUCGGACCGGAGGACAAGAACACGAAGGAGGCCGAGAGCUGGCUGGAACAGCUGACGCAGAAUGCCGUCUCCAUCGCCAAGCAUGCCAAAGACGUCCAGGCUCGGCGCAUCCGAUCAGGCAUCCGUUUCCCGGCAACGGCUGCGCCUGCCCAGGCUACCACUGGAGGCCCUGCCCAGCGUAUGUCGCCAUCUUCGCAGAUGGACUCGCGCAGCAUAGAUGAGCUUAUCAAGUUCAUCGAGGGCGGCGACCAGAAGUCGGCAUCGUCCAAGAAGCGGCCUGGGCGCGGCAACCCGAAGCGGAGGGGCCAGAGCACAAAGCCAUAAGUAGCUUCAAGCGCAACCAGGGCGCGAGCUGUCACGGAUAUAUUUCUGACGGCACUGUACAAUAUUGGGGUUAAGCAUGGCUGUAUGCAUAUAUGGUUGGAGGUUCGCAGCAUGAGGCAUAGUGGGAAUUUGCGGUCUGCAAAUGGUACGUCUUGGGCUUGCAAGGGCGGCAUGGGGAACGCGACGGCUGAGUUCCAAGGAAGUCUGUGGCAGGCUGGUAUACGCCUGGCCAGUGUAUUCAUAUAUAUCUCAUCAUCAUAGCUGCAUCCGGGCUCAGACUGCUGAGACGAAAGACAUCAUCACUCUCACACCCAUCGCUCUAUAUACCAAGCACUGGAGGUAUCGAUGCCGAGGACGAUCAACGUGGCUUACCAUCUGGAGGAAGAGAGGCUAGGGUGAGUUACAAACGUGG